Aethalodelphis obliquidens (Pacific white-sided dolphin) is the source of this 3049-nucleotide messenger RNA. It is a transcript of the gene PRMT3, whose product is annotated as protein arginine methyltransferase 3. The transcript has 14 exons. Gene Ontology annotation, molecular function: protein-arginine N-methyltransferase activity; histone methyltransferase activity. The record is from RefSeq and is a predicted model, not a curated record. NCBI's taxonomy places the organism in Eukaryota, Metazoa, Chordata, Mammalia, Artiodactyla, Delphinidae. The coding region runs from base 101 to 1579 and encodes 492 amino acids. Gene Ontology annotation, biological process: peptidyl-arginine methylation, to asymmetrical-dimethyl arginine; chromatin remodeling. Gene Ontology annotation, cellular component: nucleus.
CCCGGGUUCUCGGGCGGGGAGGGCUCGGAGGCAGUUGCGCCUGCGCUGCCCAGCCUGGUCCCCGCCCCCAGGCGCGCCGGGCUCUAGCGGCACCGCCGCCAUGUGUUCGUUAGCGUUGGGCGCAGAUGGCGGCCGGGGCGCUGUGGAGGAGGACGACCUGCCAGGACUGUCAGACAGCGGUGACGAGGCCUCCUGGGAGGAUGCGGAAGAUGCCGAUCUCCCCCACGACAAGCAGCAGACCCCCUGCCUGUUCUGUGACAGGUUAUUUACAUCUGCUGAAGAAACAUUUUCACACUGUAAGUCUGAGCAUCAAUUUAAUAUUGAUAACAUGGUUCAUAAACAUGGACUUGAAUUUUAUGGAUACAUUAAACUAAUAAAUUUUAUUAGACUUAAGAAUCCUCCAGUUGAAUAUAUGAAUUCCAUAUACAACCCAGUGCCUUGGGAGAAAGAAGAGUAUUUAAAGCCGGUAUUAGAAGAUGACCUUUUACUUCAAUUUGAUGUAGAAGAUCUUUAUGAACCCGUGUCAGUUCCAUUCUCAUACCCCAGUGGACUCCGUGAAAAUACAUCAGUUGUUGAAAAAUUGAAACACAUGGAAGCCAGGGCACUGUCUGCUGAAGCUGCGUUAGCUGGAGCGCGUGAGGAUCUGCAAAGAAUGAAACAAUUUGCUCAGGAUUUUGUGAUGAACGCAGAUGUCAGAACCUGCUCGUCAUCUACAACCGCCAUUGCAGACCUCCAGGAGGAUGAGGAUGGCGUUUAUUUCAGCUCAUAUGGGCAUUAUGGGAUACAUGAAGAAAUGCUAAAGGACAAAGUACGAACAGAAAGUUACCGAGAUUUUAUAUACCAAAAUCCACAUAUCUUCAAAGAUAAGGUAGUUUUGGAUGUUGGUUGUGGAACUGGAAUUCUCUCUAUGUUUGCUGCUAAAGCUGGGGCAAAGAAGGUUCUUGGAGUUGAUCAGUCUGAAAUACUUUACCAGGCAAUGCAUAUCAUAAGACUAAAUAAACUUGAAGAUACUAUUAUGCUAAUUAAAGGAAAAAUCGAAGAAGUUCGUCUUCCUGUAGAAAAAGUGGACGUUAUUAUAUCCGAGUGGAUGGGCUAUUUUCUUCUUUUUGAGUCCAUGUUAGAUUCUGUCCUUUAUGCAAAGAACAAAUACUUGGCAAAAGGAGGAUCGGUCUACCCUGAUAUUUGCACUAUCAGCCUUGUGGCAGUAAGUGAUAUGAAUAAACAUGCUGAUAGAAUUACUUUUUGGGAUGAUGUCUAUGGCUUCAACAUGUCCUGCAUGAAGAAAGCAGUUAUUCCAGAAGCUGUGGUGGAAGUUUUAGAUCCAAAGACUCUUAUUUCAGACCCCUGUAGUAUUAAGCAUAUAGAUUGCCAUACAACAUGUGUCUCAGAUUUGGAGUUUUCUUCAGAUUUCACCCUAAAAAUCACAAAGACAUCGUUGUGCACGGCUCCAGCCACUCUGCGGCAUGUGGGAUCUUCCCGGACCGGGGCACGAACCCGUGUUGCCUGCAUCAGCAGGCGGACUCUCAACCACUGCGCCACCAGGGAAGCCCUGACGUAUUGCUUUCUUAUUAAUUUGUAGUAGCUUAAUGUACAAAGGACAGUGAGCCUUUGUUACUUAUAUUGUAAAUACUCUCAGAUCUGUCAUUCAUGUUUUAAUUUUGAUACUACAAUUUAAAUUUUUCUUUAUUAAGUUUCUGCUUUGCUUAUGAUACUUAAAAAUAAACCUUCUUUAUUUCCAGAUUUUAUAAACACUUGUAUAUACUGGUGGGAUUUCAUUCUUCCUCCCUCCUACCCCUUCACCCCCUACACUGAUCUUUGUGCAUACAUGUGCAUACAUUGAAAACCCCACCAGAUGAUGUUAUAAUUUUUCCAUUAAAAAAUCAUAGGUAUCUUAAAGGAAUUCAGAGGGGAAACAUAGUGUUUUAUAUUUACCCAACGAUUUAUCGUUCUUCUCUCAUUUUUGAUGUUUCAGGUUUCCUUCCAGUAUUAUUGCCCAUCAGCCUGAAGAACUUCCUUUAAAAUGUCUUCUAAAAAGCCUGUUGGCAAUGGAUUCUCUUAAUAUUCCUUCACUUGAAAAUUCAUUUAUUUUAUCUUCAUUCCUAAAGGAUGUUUUUCCUGGAUAUAGAAUUUUGAAAGGUUUUUUUUGUUUGUUUUGUUUGUUUGUUUGUUUGUUUUGUUCCAAUAUCUUUUUCUUUUCCAUCUGGACCUCCUAUUACAUGUAUGUUAGUUCCACAGGUCCCUGAGUCUCUGGGCAUUUUAUUUCAAUCUUUUCCCCUUGUUUUUUAAAAUUAGAUAAUUUCUUUUGAUCUAACUUCACAUUCACUGACCUUGUCCUCCUCUAUCAUCUCCAUUCUGCAAUUCAGCAAUUCAGCCCAGGAAGUUUUUUGUUUCAGUUAUUGUGUUUUUCAGUUCUGAAAUUUCCAUUUGGUUCUCUUUUCAUAGUUUCUAUUCCUCUACUGAGAAUUCCUGUCUUUUGAUUCAUUUCAGUGUGUUUAUUUUACGUCAUUGCUAUUAACUUAUACCAGCAUAGUUAUUUGCUUUAAGUCUUUGUCUGAUAGUACCAGCAUCUGGAUCAUCUCAGCAUUGGCAUCUGUUGAUUGUCUUUUCUCUUGAGAGUUGGUUACAUUUUCCUGGACUUUGUAUGUUGAGUAAUAUUGGAUUGUAUCCUGGAUAUUUUGGACUCUUAGUUGGGUUAUAAUCAUCUGGGCAGUGUUGAUGUUCGUUGUUAACAGGCAGUCCAUCCAAAGUCAAGAUAUAAGUUCUGUCAGCAGUGUCUUGGCAGACAAUGGUUCAAAUCUCAUUUCCAUUCUCUAAGAGUUUGCUAUACUGUUUUGGGUCUCUCCUGCACAUACACAGUUUAGGGAUUGGUCUGAGACUUAUACAGGUUUUUCAGUUUGACAGAAUUAUAUAGUAUUUUGAUUCUCUCUUGGUAUCUAAAGUACAAUGAACCUCAAGGUUAAAUAUUGAAUUUGGAGAGGAGUUGAGGAAGAUGGCAGAAGAGUAAGACGCGGAGAUCACGUUCCUCCCCACGGAUACAUCAGAAAUACAU